AUCCCACAAUGCCCUUGUCGGGGCCGGAGAUGGAUGCUGCCUGCUGCAGCUCGUGAGCUUCUGUUGAGCUGACGCUUGUUUUCCCUGCCGCAGCUCGUGCUGCCAUUUCCAGACGGUCAUCUCCGAAUAGCCGUUCGCGAUCACCAUCUCGUGCUUGACCGUGCGGCGAACACAGUUCCCCGCCGCUUUGGGUUCCUUCAACAAACGCGACCAUAAAAAGGACGGACACUGUCAUCCAGCGAAACCCACCGUAGACCGUCUCUGUCUCCCGGAGUAGCCGGGGAGAGGGGGUCCAGCGUCAGCCGCAGCAUGAGCAUGGACCCCCUGGCCAAGCCCUGCCCGUCCCAGGCGGAGCACACCCCCGGGACCUUCAGCGGCCGGCUGACGGCGCUGGAAGCUGCGGGGGAGGACAGCGAGUCCGGCUGCGGCGAAGAGGAGGCCAUGGGGGGCAGCGAUACGUUCACUAGCCUCGUCGAGAUGGAGGUGGAGACGCUGGAGGAGAAAUUAAAGGGUCUGGCUUUUAGGAAACAGACUUCGUAUAGGAAAGCCAUCUCGCGGUCGGGUCUCCAGCACUUGGCCCCGGUCCACAAACCCAUGCCCCCCAUCACAAACGGACCGUCCAAGGAGAUACGCACGUUCGUUGACUGGACAGAGACUGCUGUGAACGGAGACCACCUGUGGCUGGAGACCAGUUGUUCUGGAGAGCUGUGCUACCUGGGAGAAGACACCUGUGUACUGAAGACUGCAAAGUCUGCCCCCAGGAGGAAGUGCGGAGCGUGUAAGAUCGUAGUCCACACCGCCUGCAUCGAGCAGCUCGACAAGAUUAACUUCCGCUGUAAACCAACGUUUAGAGAAGGAGGCUCUCGCUGCCUCAGAGAUAAUAUGUUGAGGCAUCACUGGGUGCACCGGCGCCGCCAAGAGGGGAAAUGCAGACAGUGUGGGAAGAGCUUCCAGCAGAAGUUCUUCCACAGUAAAGAGAUUGUGGCCAUCAGUUGCUCCUGGUGCAAACAAGCUUUCCAUAACAAGGUGACGUGUUUCCAGCUACAUCAGAUUGAGGAGCCCUGUUCACUGGGGGCUCACGCCGGGGUCAUCGUCCCCCCCUCCUGGAUCAUCAAAGUCAGGAAGCCACAGAGCUCAUUCAAAAACUCUACAAGGAGGAAAAAACGCACAUCAUUCAAAAGAAGGACCAGUAAGAGAGGAACUGACGAGUCAAAGUGGCGCCCAUUCAUGCUGAAGCCCCUUCCCUCCCCUCUGAUGAAACCUGUUCUAGUCUUUGUCAACCCCAAGAGUGGAGGCAACCAGGGUACUAAGGUGUUACAGAUGUUUAUGUGGAUCCUGAACCCUCGCCAGGUGUUUGAUCUCUCCCAGGGAGGGCUCAGAGAGGCGUUGGAGUUGUACAGGAAAGUGCCAAACCUGCGUAUCCUGGCCUGUGGAGGAGACGGGACGGUGGGGUGGAUCCUGUCUGCUCUGGAUGAGUUAGGAAUGACCCCCCAUCCGCCUGUAGCAGUACUUCCUCUGGGGACAGGAAAUGACCUCGCCAGGACUCUCAACUGGGGAGGGGGUUAUACAGACGAGCCGGUGUCCAAGGUACUGUGUCAGGUGGAGGAUGGCUCUGUGGUGCAGCUAGACAGAUGGAACCUUCAGGUGGAGAGAAGCCCCGCCCAGCCGGAGGAGGGCACACAGAAGCUCCCACUGAACGUGUUCAACAACUACUUCAGCCUCGGCUUCGACGCCAACGUCACACUGGAGUUCCACGAAUCCAGAGAAGCCAACCCUGAGAAGUUCAAUAGUCGCUUUCGCAACAAGAUGUUCUAUGCAGGGGCUGCGUUCUCCGACUUCCUCCAGAGGAGCUCCAGGGAUCUGUCUAAACACGUCAGAGUGGUGUGUGACGGGACGGAUCUCACUGCUAAGAUCCAGGAGCAGAAGUUCCAGUGCAUCGUCUUCUUAAACAUCCCCAGGUACUGUGCGGGCACCAUGCCGUGGGGGAACACAGGAGACCACCGGGAUUUUGAGCCUCAGCGCCAUGACGACGGCUGUAUUGAAGUCAUCGGCUUCACCAUGUCCUCCCUUGCGGCACUGCAGGUAGGAGGUCAUGGUGAGAGGCUGCACCAGUGUAGAGAGGUGACUCUGACCACCUUUAAGACCAUCGCUGUACAGGUGGAUGGAGAGCCGUGUCGCUUGGCCCCCUCAACCCUCCGGAUCUCCCUACGCAACCAGGCCAACAUGGUACAGAAGAGCAAGAGACGCACCUCAGUACCCCUGCUUAAUGAUAUUCAGAAAGUGUGUGCAGCAGACCUGCGCCGCCUUUCUGCUCCCCCUGACUCCUUCUCUGUCCCCCAUGCUGUCCCCGAGCGCCUCCGCCUCAGAGUCAACCGGAUCAGUCUGCAGGACCACGACAGGCUACAGUUCGACAAGGAACGACUCCGAGACAUCUCGGUCGCCGUGGGGAUUGUGGUGGUGAGAGGGGACUGUGACCUGGAGACCUGCAGACUCUACAUAGACAGGCUACAGGAGGAUCUUCAUCAGGCUCCAUCUGCUGGCCACCGAGUGCAUUACCAGGAUGAGUGUCGAGGUCUACCGCGACCUGGCUCCGCCCACAGGCUGUCCCCCAACUGGAGCUUCCUGGACUCUACGUCCGCAGACCGUUUCUACCGCAUAGACAAGGCCCAGGAGCACCUGCACUAUGUGACGGAAAUCUGCCAGGAAGAGGUGUUUAUCCUGGACCACGAUGGACUAGCGGGGGGACCGGCCACAGGCAUGCCUGACCUGGUGGUGGAGCCCAACUCUGGGAGCCCUCUGACGUCUGAGGAACAAGCACUGCUGACGGCCGCCUCCUCUGGGGACCUGACUACGUUGUCGGGCAGCUUCUUUCGCGGGACCAGCCUCCUGGUGAGGGAUUCUACUGGUUGUAGUGCACUACACCUGGCCUCUCAGCACGGACACACUGAAGUGGUCCGCUUCAUACUGGAGCACGGGUCAAAGGUGCUCCUGGAUUUAACCAACAGAGAAACAGGAGAUACUGCCUUGCACAAAGCGGCCUCUCGGAAGCAUCACGCUGUGUGUCGUCUUCUCAUGGACUCCGGAGCUUCCCUCAUCAAGACCAACUUCAAGGGUAAGACCCCAGUAGAGCAAGCUCGUGAUGCGGGGGACCAAGAGCUGGCCUCCUACCUGACCAGCAAACAGCUCCCUACCACUGUCUCCCACGAAGAUCUAGAGACUGCUGUAUGAGAGAGAGAAGAGAAGAGAAGAGAAGAGAAGAGAAGAGAAGAGAAGAGAAGAGAAGAGAAGAGAAGAGAAGAGAAGAGAAGAGAGAGAGAGAGAGAGAGAGAGAGAGGACUUCACAUGGAGAGAGGGGAGGACAGAGAGAAGAGGAUGAGAGAUGGAGGAGAGAGGUAAGCCCCCUUCACCUCCAUAGAUUGACUGAGGGAUGGACAGGCGGAUGGACAGACAGGAGCAGCCUGACGUGCUUUAGACUCUGUUCUAUCCUGCACAGGAAAAUGUUUCAUCAAAAUUAAUAUUGUUUAUUAUUGCUUUUAUUUAUUUAUUGAUUGAUUGUAAACGUAUGGGAGUGUUGGGGUAUGGAGUUGCCUGUUGUUCACUGAAUACCACGGUCUGGGCUAGGUUAGGGUUCAGGGGGUUAGGGGUCAGGGAUCAGAGGUGAGGGUUCGCAGACACACAGACCCUCUCUCAGUGUGGCCCUGCAGCCUUACAUACUGUACCAACGCGGUUCAACCACGGUUAAACAUACAUAGUUUCAAUGUAUGUAUUUCCCAGAAGGCCUUUGUGAAUCAUUCAGACGUGUGCCAACGACACGCAGCACUGUGAGGCAGGGACAGCACCCAGCACCCUCCAUACUACUACCACUGCUACAUUAGGAUACCACUACUGCUAUCCCAACAACACUGCUAGGCUUGUAGACAACCAAUUCUAAGCCUCCAUAACCCCCCCCCUGGAGGCCAGUAUGGGACUGAGAUGAGUGGACAGACAGCUGGGCAGACAAAGAAAAGAGAGACGGACUGAUUCUUCAUGCAGCCCCGGGGACCCAUUACACACCCAACCUAGAGCUCUACCCGAGCAGCAUGUACAUACCUACAGAAUGUGUGUUUGUGUGUUCAGUUCUUUUAGACUUGCGUGUGCGUGCAUAUGCGUGUUUGUGUGAUGCAGAGACAGAGGGGGAGUGUGUGUGUGUGUGUGGGGGUGGGGGGGGGGUGGGGGGCUGCUUGAGAGAGAAUAGUAAAAAAAAAGAUUCUGAGCCAUAUUCAAUGCAAUAUGAAUGAAUGAUUUUUGUGCAUUUCCCUAUUCAUGUUUACAUUACAUUAAUGUUUUAACAGUGCUUUAUGGCACCAAGGAGUGUUGAAUGUGCAAUUUCUUACCGUGCUGGUGUGUGUGUGUGGUGUGUGUGUGGCUGUGUUUCUGUUGUUGUGGACACCUCAAAGGGGUGGGUUUAGUUUGGUUGACUUUAUAUGAUUUAAACACUAAAACUACUGUUAGGUAUUGUAAAAACAGCUGUAAUGUGUUAAGAUGACUGUUCUGAAAACCAAGACAGAUGUACUUUAGUACUUGACCUUGUUUUAUUUAUUCAGCGUCUACCAGUGGUCGAAUAUGACCUGGGAAAUGUUAAUGUUUUUAUGUUGUUCUGCCUCCCUCCAUCCCCCACUACCCUGCCUGGACGUGCUUAGCGCCACAAACCAUAGAGAUAGAUUGAGGAAUCUAAAUGAAUAUAACCCGUUUUAGCAUGGGCAUUUCCAUUAAGUUUUCAACCAUUUUCUUUUAGUCAACUGGGUGGGGAUUCCUAUGGUUGGGACUUUCAGCCAAUGAUCCGAGCAUUGUCUUCCACUUCUUCAAAUCGGGUUGCCUAUGGUUUGCAAAUGGCUUUAAGAUAUAUUACUGCCAUCUAGUGGCCACGAUAAAUAAACGACACACAAGAUUUUGUUCAGGAUUCUAGAACUGCAGGUGGUGGUAAAUUGCCAAUACUAGCUUUUCACUUUUUUUUCAAAUACAAAUUGAGAAGAAAAUUGACUACUCUAAAAUGGAGAUGCCCAUGCAGUCACAUAUGCCAUUUUGGCACAGAUACAAAGAUGAGUCCUCUAUCUAUCUCUAUGAGACAAACAUCCAUUAUUUAUGAUUAUUGUGAAUAAAUUGGAUAUGAUUUUGUAUUAUUUUGUGUUCUUUAUUAUUCAACAUUGUUGUGCAUGCCAUUUUCCUUCCCUCCUUAGAAGUUGCUACCACAUAAUAAUGGCAUCACAAACUGGCAUUAUUAUUAUUAUGUUAUUAUCAUUGUUAAGAUUUGAAUAGUUUUAUACCUAAGUAUAUAUGGGUAAGGUUUGAAGUGUUUAAUGGUUCUACUUUUGCUUUUGUAUUUUUCAGACCAUGGGAUUACUUGAAUGUUGUUGUUUAUUUUGUAUUCUCUAAAAGUCGUAUAGUGCUGCCUCUCACAACGUUUCCUGUGUUUUGAUUGGUCAUUGACGUGAUGUCACAGUGAGGUCACAGUAAUGAGGGCCUGUGAGGAGAGUCUCUUGAAGUCUCCCAACGUUCUUAGUGUCUGUGAAGAUGAAUUUGAACACUAGUGUGGUUGAAUAUCAAGGCAGCCUGCCCCUAACCCUAGGAAAUAACCUUAGAGAACAUAAUAAGAGAACCUAGUGGGAAUGCUGUAUAUUCAGUCUACUGAGAGACCUUAUCAGUAGUCAGUUAGUCUCCGCAGUGUGCCUGUUAGAUAACCUGUAAUUAUAAUGAUUCAGACCGGUGUCUGUGUCAAAUACUCGAGGUGUGCUUUGCUUGUCUGGUACAAUGGAACCAAUAGAAUAGUAGCAAAAGUGCAAACUCCACCCAACCUGCAUGCUAGUCAAGCCAAAUGAAGUGCACCUCAAGUAUUUAACGAAUCGGACCUAGGUCUGACCUUUACCCUCCUAUAACCCAGUAAUACCCAGUACUACAGGGCGUUGAUAAGGCCGGUACAGACAUGGAGAACAAUAGCUGCUGGUCAUACUGGGUACUACUACUUCUAGAUUUCUUUAGCUUCUUUUGAGUUUACACUGAUUUCCCUCAAUCCCCAUUUUCCCCCCACAGGGAUUGGUUAGUGCCAUAUUGAGUCUUUCGAUGUUACAGUAACAAAGAUGUUGCAGAUGUUACAAGAACUUUCUGAAAUAAUCGGACCUCAAACCAAAAACACUCUUCUCCCACAGAUAUCUUCCAACGGGGACUUAAAAGGUUUUCACCCAAAAUCACUGUUGUUCAACUGUUAAAUGUUCUGCAAGUUAUUUGGGGAAAUAAAAUGAUGUUUGAGAGGCAAAUAAAGCAUGCCGGGGUGUACAAUUGUAACAUCUGAAUAAUCGUAUAAUUUUAGAAGAAGAUUAAAGUUUUCAUUGAAACA
This is a messenger RNA of Oncorhynchus mykiss (rainbow trout), 6370 nucleotides long. The record is from RefSeq and is a predicted model, not a curated record. NCBI's taxonomy places the organism in Eukaryota, Metazoa, Chordata, Actinopteri, Salmoniformes, Salmonidae.